CAAGAACAUAUUGGCAACAUCUAUCAAUUCGGAAAAAGGGACGUGAAGGUUUCAAAUGGGACUGGCCAGAGAAGACCAGAGACAUAUAAAAGAAACCUAUGUCAUCAUUUAAGAACUGCUUGUAGGCUAAUCGGGGUUUGUGUCAAACUCUGUAAGUAAACUGCUUCGUAUAAAAACAUUGAGACACAGUGAAAACAAUAGAAAGAAACCACCAAACUAUUGAUGUUGAUAUCAUUAGCAUAUGAUUAGCAGAUGUGGACAUCUAUAAAAGAAAUGUGAAUAUUUCUGCGUAUCCAGCUAUGAUAUUCCGAUUGGAGAUGGCGUCAACAAUAAAAACUACCAACCUGAUAAUAAUACAUGUAGUUGUGAUAUUAUUAUUAUAUUGUUAUGCAUCGUGGCCUUUUACGUCAAUCUUUAAGUUUUCGGACCAUGACGAACAAAAUAGCCCUAAAAUGAAAAAUGCCCACAUUGUUAAAGAUGAUUGGAUGGAUAUUGCUUCAGGCGAUUCAAAAAUGACUGUAACUGGCAGGGAUAUCAUUAAUGACUCGGCAAGUGAAACCACAAACAGUGAAUUGGGUAUAUCGGAUGAUAGACCAAAGGGUUGUGAGGUGAUGCUUAACAUUGUUACCACUUUCCCUAUUGGUAGCCAUACGAAUGGAUAUGAAGUCCCUAGUCCCCGUCAAAUUGAGUAUUUUACGGCACUUAAAAUCAACAUGAAUCAUCCAUGUGUCGAUCAAAUACAUAUUUUAACAGACUUGACAAAACCAAAAGACGUUUUCAACAUGAUAAAUGAUCAAGGAGUAGCUAAAAGUGAUUUAAGAAAGUACAUCACAGUUUACAGCUUCCAUGAUCAUCCGACUUAUAAAGUCCUGGCAAAAUACGCAGCGGAUAAUCUGAAAGGUACAGUUGUGUUGUUUAUGAACGCUGAUAUAUCUCUAGAUGAAGGCUUCGAAAAUAUCAAGAAAGCAUUCUUGGUUGACCACGGCAUGAAAUAUGCAUAUUCGUUAUCAAGACAUGGGGAACGCGCGCAAAAUGCGACCUGUGAGUUAUGGGAUUACUGCGAACAUUAUCAUGGUUCUCACGAUGCUCAUCUGAUGUAUAUACACGAUAAUUUCUUACCAUUUGAGGCACUGGAAUUAUUAGACUAUCCCAUCGACUCAUGGGGUGCUGAAAAUGUAUUCAUGUAUGUUCUGCUAUCGGUUGGAUAUAAAAUAAGAAAUCCCUGUGUUAUUUUAAAAAUAUACCACAACCACUGUUCCAAAACUCGGUCAGUUGAGAGAGAUCGAGUAAAUAAUGCAUAUUCGGUAGGAGCUGAACCAGUGGACUCUCUCAUAGAACCAGAAUAAGUCUACUCCUCAUUCUAGGAGACAUCGCCAAAAUAUUCAGAAUGUAAAUAUUCAUAAAAUGUUUUGAUGCUGAAAAACCUUGUUCAUACAGUAAACACCUAAUUUAGUGAGCACCAAGCACAUUUAAGUGUUAUUUUGGCAUAAAUGUUAUGCUUGAUUAAAAGUCUAUCAGAACAAAUGCUUCCAUUUAUACCAUAAUCAAAAAUGAAAUUAAAUGUACUUUUCCAAUAAAAACACCAACAAGGUUGCCAUUUUUGCAUUCAAAUAGAUAGAAUCAUAUAUUUUAUUUAUUUAUUUAUUUACUUAUUUGACAGACACCUUAGAAUCGGGGGCAUUAAAUUUUCUUUGACUAAAUUGUCAAAUUUGGCUUGCCCACAGUACACAAAGAUUAUAUUACCUUACAUGAAUAUUUUCCUUCAUAUAUUGAGUAUAAAAUAUGGAGCUUAAUUCUCUUG
This is a messenger RNA of Owenia fusiformis, 1801 nucleotides long. NCBI's taxonomy places the organism in Eukaryota, Metazoa, Annelida, Polychaeta, Sabellida, Oweniidae. The record is from the annotation of a GenBank genome assembly.